CCAAUUGAGGGUUUAGAAAUUAUUGAUCAGAAAAACCAAGAGAAUAAUCCAGCUCCAGCUCUGGCAAACCACAGAUUUUUAUGCACACGUGAUUAUGUUGAAGCAUACUCUGCCAAAAGGAUUACACCUAUACAAGUGUGCGAGAAAUUAAUUGAUAAAAUGAUUCAAUCGUGUUCUGAGGCGUGUAACCCACCUCUUGAUGGUUAG
Messenger RNA from Dentiscutata erythropus, 207 nucleotides. The record is from the annotation of a GenBank genome assembly. Lineage: Eukaryota; Fungi; Glomeromycota; Glomeromycetes; Diversisporales; Gigasporaceae.